Messenger RNA from Culicoides brevitarsis, 1475 nucleotides. RefSeq lists its product as uncharacterized. NCBI's taxonomy places the organism in Eukaryota, Metazoa, Arthropoda, Insecta, Diptera, Ceratopogonidae. Gene Ontology annotation, cellular component: cytosol. Gene Ontology annotation, biological process: neurogenesis. Gene Ontology annotation, molecular function: protein binding. The record is from RefSeq and is a predicted model, not a curated record. Bases 73 to 1344 code for a protein of 423 amino acids. The transcript has 3 exons.
CUUCGUAAUUAUCAUUGGAUUUUCUGAAAUUUAUUAAUUUUUGUCCGAAAUUUGACUCUUAAAUCUUUAAAAAUGACGGAAAAAUCGAUUUUUACCUGUAGCGUUCCCGCUUUUAGCGAUUUUGAGUUGGAAUUUCGCCAAAAGUUGUACGAAUCGGGCGAAUUUUCGGAUGUUACAUUUGAAAUUGGACCCGGAAAGAUGUUUAAAGCUCACAAAUUGGUUCUUAUGGCGGCUUCGGAGAAGUUUCGAGAGAUUUUACGGGAGCAUUCAAGUACUGAAGCGACAAUUUCCUUACCUGACAUGGAUCCGAAUGCGUUUGAGCAGCUCCUGAGGUGCAUUUACGUUCACAAAUUCGAGAUUCGGGAUCCAAAAACCGCUCUUAGCUGUUUAAAGGUCUUUCAGGACUUUGGAUUUCCUCUUGCCGCUGAAUUUUGCGAAGAAUAUUUGAACGAUCCGGCAAAUGUGACACACGAAAAUGUUCUUGUCAUGUACGAGGCGAGCCAAAAUCCGACCUGCCAGUUACUUAAUGAGUGUAUAAAGCUAUUUUUCUCGAAUACGCUUGAGAUUUUGGAGUCUGAUGAUUUUCUGGAAGUCAAAUAUGGGACUGUAAAGACAAUUUUUAGUCUUUCUGAGAUGAAAAUCAACUCGGAAUUGGAUUUAUUGAAUGCUUUGCAUCGGUAUUCGAUGAAAAAUGAUGGAAACGAUGGCGAAAAAUUGCAUUGUUUGAGGCAAAUUCGACUUUUGACACUCACCCCAGAAGAACUUUUGGCGAGUGAAGCUGUUCAAGCCCUGCUGACGAGCGAUCAAAUCGUCGCGGUACUCGCAAAUCGCAAUAUUCCGAACAAUCCGUUCUAUAAAAUGCCUGAGGGGUUCUCGGUAUCACGUGAAACUCGCGGAAAAGUAAUAGAAAAUGAGGAAUUAGCGUCACAAAUGGAGAUUAAAAGACUCACGGAGGCACGAGAGGUGCAAGAACGAGAAAUUGAACGUUUGAAAUCAAUCACGAACAACAUGAGCAAUCAAUUGCUGGAAACGCGAGACCCUCAAGUUGACAUGUUUGACGAGGAAAUUCAAACAGAGGAGUCUGUUGAUGAAAAAAAUCACAAAAUAGAACAAUUAAUGCAAGAAAUCGAACAAAUGCAUAAGAAAUUUGAAAAUAUGACGCCGCAAAUUAAGCAAGAAAUGAUUUGUUCAAGCAGCAAAAUUGAUUCUGAUGACGAUGACGUAAUUUUUGUUGAAAAUGAUCCGAUACCUAUCAUAGAAAUAAAUGAUAGCGGUGAUCUGGAAAGUAACAUUCCAACAAUUACAAUUCACAAAGAGACUACGGUGGAUCCGUUAAAAACUUAAAUUUAAUUUUUUUGAUACUUAAUUUUCUAUCAAGACAAAAAGUUUACCGAAAAUUUCAUUCAAAAAAAAUUUUUUUUUUUUUGAGAUUUUUUAAUAUCUUCAUAAAUAUCUAAUCAUUCGUAGGUAUAAAU